Messenger RNA from Schizosaccharomyces octosporus yFS286, 9523 nucleotides. Its product is annotated as DUF1162 domain-containing protein. The record is from RefSeq and is a predicted model, not a curated record. Lineage: Eukaryota; Fungi; Ascomycota; Schizosaccharomycetes; Schizosaccharomycetales; Schizosaccharomycetaceae. The transcript is spliced from 3 exons. The coding region runs from base 44 to 9226 and encodes 3060 amino acids. Gene Ontology annotation, biological process: mitochondrion organization; protein targeting to vacuole; late endosome to vacuole transport. Gene Ontology annotation, cellular component: extrinsic component of membrane.
GGAUAACCAAGCUUUAGCACUUCUUUCCGAGAGUGCCAUCAAGAUGUUAGAGGGUCUAAUAGCAGGACUCUUAAACAAGAUAUUGGGUUCCUAUGUGGACAACCUGGACACCAAACAGCUGAAUAUCGGUGUCUGGGGUGGACAUGUAAGUCUUCAAAAUCUUGCAAUUAAGCCAGAAGCGUUGGACAAAUUGGGUGUACCUAUAAAAAUCACCAGAGGAUUCAUAGGUAAUUUCAACUUAGAAAUGCCUUGGUCAGAUUUACAAAAAAAAUCUUUAAAAGUAAAAAUUGAAGAUAUAUACCUAUUAAUUCGGCCUCAAGGAAAAAGUUCAUUUUCCGAACAAGAACUAAAAGAGUCACGCCAGGCUUUUAAGCAAGAACAACUUGAUAGUUUUGAAAUAUUAAGAAAAAACUUUCGAGAAGCACUUGAUGAUGCGAAUACUACCACGACGAACAGUAAAAAACAAUCCCUCCUAGAGUUUAUGAUUGCUAAGUUAACUGCUAAUCUCGAGAUUUCAGUUGGCCGAGUGCAUUUGCAUUAUGACGAUGAUUUAAGCGAUUGCAAACACCCUUUUUCGUUAGGGGUUACUCUGAAUUCGCUACGAUUACAUUCUACAGACGACGAUUUUAAAGAUUAUUUAUUACCUUCUGACCCCCUUCCCGAAAGUUGUAUCCACAAGUAUUUAUUUGUUGAUUAUGUUUCUAUUUAUUAUAUAGAUAAGUGCAUGAUACCUAGAACUUGCUCUCCCGAAGAGAUCUUUGCCAAAUUACGGCAAGCCAUUCCCGAUUGCAUACGAUCUCCGAAAUUUGAUUAUAUAUUAAAACCAAUGACAGUAAACGGUCACUUUGUUUUAUUUCGACAUCCUGAUGAUCAGAUUAUGCAGUUACGGGGCACUCUGUCGAUUGACGAAAUAUCCUUUGCUCUAAGUGAUGCCGAAUUUAAUAGUCUUUUAACUAUGAUAGAUUAUUUCAAGCUUAUGUUGAGGCAACAGCUAUAUGUGCACUUCCGUCCCAAAGUAAGCCCGAAGGAUGAUCCUCUUGCUUGGUUUAGAUACACUGCUCUAGUUGUUAAAGAUUCCAUCCACCAAAAGCAGAAGCAAUGGGCUUGGAAGUAUUUCAAAUCUCGUCGUGAUGAUCGUGUACUGUAUAUGGAUAUAAUCCGUAGAAGAUAUUUAAAUGAGGAAGUUGAUAGCGAUGAAAUUCAUUUACAGAAAACAAUUGAACAGAGGACGAACAUUUAUGAUCUUCUCAAAUAUCGGUCCCGUGUUCAUACUUCCCUCCUAAACGAAAAGAAUCCUGAUUAUUUAAAGUUAAAAAAAUCUGCUAUUCAAGGCUGGUUUGAUUGGGCAGCAGCACAUAUUCGAAAACCACGAGAUAAUGUUUCUGAUACUCCUAGGUUCACUGAAGAAGAACAGAAACAGUUUUUUUCUUCUAUAGAAUGGAGUGGACAAGUUUAUCCUAACAGCGUUGCACUGAACCCGGAUACUUGUAUUGCCGUCUUUAAUAUUUCCAUUGACAGAGGAAGCUUUUCAAUAAUUUCAAAGUCUGAAAAUAAGAAUAGCAUGAUUAUUCAACAGCGCUUCGAAGGAUUUGAAACUGAAUGCUUGGUUCGUCCACGAUCUUUUAAACUAAAGGUUUCCUUACAGGAUUUGGAUGUAUUGGAUGGGGUUACCAAUCCUAACUUCCCUCCUACUAAAGUUGUUUUCUGCAAGGAUUCCGAUGGUAUUAAAGAAAGUAAUUCGAAAAUACCAGAAAAUUAUAGAGAACAUUUGUUUUUCCUUUUAUUCGAUUCUUAUUCUUUGGACUCAAAGGCUAGUUCGGUCUUAUUGGUUCAUCUUAGAACCCUCAUUUUAGUUUACAAUCGAACUUGUGUUGAGAGACUUAUUGAAUUUUUUCUACCAUCUCGAACGAAACUCGAACAUGUCACGGAAUGGAGUUAUUCAGCUGCUGCCAAGGUUAUGAAUCUAGCUAGACAAACGAGAGCCAGCCUAGAUUAUGCACUUGAACAGCAUAAGACAGCAGAUAUGACUAUCGACUUACAGGCUCCUCUAAUUGUAGUUCGUCAAAAAUGUUCGGAUUAUGAUAGCCCUACUUUAUUUCUCGAUGUCGGUCGCAUCGUCGCUCAUACUCAGCUUGUAGAUGAUCAACUUAUUGAGAAAUUUCGUUGUCUGCAAAGCAAACAGAUCAAUUCCGAACUUAUGGAACAAUUAAAAAACUUAAUGUACGAUCGAUUUGUCAUUUCACUAUAUGAAACGAGGUGUUUAAUAGCUCCAAACUACGAUGUUGGGAUGUCCUCUUUGUCAGUAGAAUCUGAUUAUCACGUUUUAAAGGAGUGUUCUUUGGAUAUUAGUUUUGAGAUAUCCAUUCUACAGAAAGCUACUAACCUAACCAAGUUUCGCGUGUUCAGUCAUAUGAAAAGUGCCGAAAUUAUGUUCACCGAUGAUCAAUAUCAAGUAUUUACCAAUAUGAUGAGUAAUUUGCUACCCGAUUUUCCAGCUAUGGAAAUACCAUUUACGACUCAACAAUUUCUUGAUGCAGUCAAACCCCCUGAGUUUUAUGAUGCUUCAGAAUCUUUUCAGCAAACAUCACAAGAUUUCUCAAAUAAAUUAACGAACACAAGGAUAGUUGAGUUUAUAGCUCAAGAGGUGUUUGCCUUUUACUUUACUGUUGAUAGUGCCGUGUGCUCCAUGUAUUGGAGAUUCAACGAGAAAGUAAUUCCUAUCAUGCGUGCUUCGACUACUUUUGCAGUGGAGCUGGUUGUUCGAAAGUUUGACUAUCAUGUUCUAGUAACUCUUACGGACUUGACUAUUAAAGAAUUUACGUAUCCUUCAGGAGUAUGCAAUAACGUCCUGGUGGAACCAUCUUCAGAUGCUAUUGAUGAAGCCUCUGGUAAGGUUAUCAUUAGUUAUACGAGCAUUGAUGAGGAUUCACCCGAGUUACAGCCAAUUUACGAAGGCGUUAGGGUUACAAUCGGCGUUGCGAUAUCCGAUUUACGUCUUAAUGUUGUACCUGCUGGUUUUAUACUUAUAUAUGAUUACAUUUUAUGUACAUUCACCCCUUUGUAUAACGCUUAUAAGGUAACUGAGGGAACGGAUAAUGGUGCAGCAAAUGACGAUAAAUACCAAAACGUCGAAAAGUCAAGUAUAAAUGAGAAUGCCAAUUUGCGCCUUGAUCGCGUUAAUAUCUAUUUGUAUGAUAGAGAAGUCAGCUUUUCCAUACUCAAUCUGGAAAAUCUGAAACUAUAUAUGGAAUUCCGAAAUUCGUUUUCUCUUCAAGCUCAUUUUUAUAAAGCUGAGGUUCUAAAUUGCUUAGAUGGUUGCGCUACCCCUUCAAAAAUAUUAUCAAUUGAUAAUGAGGAUUUAUGCAAUUUGCAAUAUGAAAGCUACGAUGUUAACAUGGAGAAAAAUGGAGAUCUACAGCAAGACUCGAGCUUAGAUUUAUCUCUAGGUCCCGUUACCUUAACUUUUGUAGAGGAAUACUUUAAUUCUCUGUACGGGUUUUUCAUGAAAUACAAAAAGCAAAAGGAUCUUUAUGACUCUGUUAAGUAUGAAUUAUAUUAUAAAUUAUAUGGAAAAGAAAAUACCCGUACUUUCACAAAAACUGAAUUUCAUGUACGCAAUCCUACGAUUGUCUAUGAGGGAAUUGUUUCUCCCAAUGAACAAGUCAGGUCUUCUAUUUUUGUUAACGUUGGUUCCUUUUGUAUAAGUAAUGAAGCUCCAAAAGUUGACGAUAAUCAAAGGAAAUCUCUGACCAAAAUGGAGAUUAAUGCAAUUAAAGUCUCUACAUCACUUUCUAAUGUCAAGCAGCGAAUACAACUUUCAAAAAACUUUGAUUUCAAGAUCAAUCUUAAUUACGCAACGGAUUUGAAUACUCUUUCUAGUGUUCUCCAAAUAGAUGCAAAAACCCCCCAUCUGGAGGUGGAUAUGUGUGAUCCUCAUCAUGUACUUUUGUGGUCAUUUUACAAUGCUGUUACUGGCUUUACAAACCUGGAUGUACAUUAUUCUGAUAAACAGUUAAGGAAUGAACUAGUGACAGCCUUGUCGAGGAAUGGAACGAUUAGGGCAUUGACUUUACCUGAGAUGACUUCUAAUGAAUUCUCGAUAGUUGUACUCUAUAACUUUCAAAAGAUACGCUAUAAUGUUUUUACUGACGAUGUAUUUGAAAACCAUACUAAUUUGAUGGCUCUACAUACUAUCAUGGAUUUCUCUCAUUUACAAGCUGAGCAAUAUAUGUAUGCAAAUGGUCGUAAUUAUACCGAGUUUUCAAUUUUCGAAAUACAAUUUUAUGAUGUUAAUAGAAGAGAACAUCAUAUUUUAAACAAAACCUUUCAGUACCCUGACGAACACCACACGCUUCUUAUAGGUUCACUUAAUUAUGUGACCCCCAUGCCAAAGUCGAACUUGAUUAUUGAAGUGGACUCGGCGAAGGUAUACGCUAACUUUGACUAUCUGUAUCCAUUAUGGUCCAUUUUCGUUCAUUGGCAUCGCUCUUAUUUAAACACACUGAAGUUUUUGAAUAAUAGAGCGUUGGUAUCAAAAGAAGCCUCUACCCAAAUAGAAGAAUGUACGUUAUUUUACAGGAUCACAUUCGUUGAUUUAUCCCUUCUGUUUUUUAAGGACAUACAAGCCCCGGUGCCAUAUAUUCUUCCUGUUAAUUUUGGUGAACUAUUGAUAACCCAACAAUCAAUAUUGGCUAUAACCGCAAAUAACGUUACUUUAAAUGCUCAAACAAUGGACAAUACGUCGAACGUUAGUACUCAGUUAGUAGAUCCGUUUGGAUUUCGAUUUGCGUACUCCUUGCAUAAAGCCAGCAAUAUGCAGGUAAUGUCUAACAUAUCAUUGGAUUUUGAAGCACUGAUAAUUCGAUCUACGUAUCCAGACUUGUUAUUGUUAAAAAAAGUGUCACAAGAUGUUUAUAAUUUCUACUAUGCUUUAUACGCGGUGCCCCUUAAAGAGGGAGAAGACUUGAAAGAAGAAGAAGUGGAUGAUCAAAUAUUUACGGAUAUUCCAACUGCGAAUUCUUGCUCACUUUUUGGAAUUAAGAUUUGCAAAGAAGAAUGUUCCCUGACGAUAGAUGGAAUUCGGAUCCUUUUGAUUAGUCAAUUGCACGAUUUACCGAUUAUAAAUUUGAAUUUAAAACCCUUGAAAAUUGAUCUGAAUGACUGGUCGUCUGAACUAAAUUUGAAUACCCAUUUGGAACUUUUUAUGAAUUUUUAUAAUUUUGCUAACUCCCAUUGGGAGCCGUUUUUAGAACCUUGGGCUUUUGGGUUUCAUUUAUCCCGAAACCCUAUUACCUUUAAAAGUGCUCUUUAUUUAAUCUCAAGGAAGAAAUUAGAACUGGUAAUAACUUCUCAACUCUUGGAAACGCUAAAUUUUGGGUUUUCAAAAGGAAUUAAUGAGAAUUUGCCGGCUUCAUCUAAAACAGAUGCACCAUACCGUAUUCAUAAUCAUACUGGACAUACUUUGAGUAUUUGGGCCGAUUAUGAAGGAAGUGAUAAUUCUUACGUGCGCAGAUUAGAGGAUGGAAAAGGAACCGAUUGGAAGUUUGAAGAAUGGCGGCAAAUGCAAGAUAUCAUGAAGCAAGACGGAAACAGAUCAUGCAUAGGCAUACAUUUUGAAAAUGGCGCCUUUCAAACUUUACGACGUAUACAGGUGAACAAAGUGGGAGAGUAUAUCUUUCCACUUAUAUCUGAAAGUUCAUCCGUAAAGCAUUAUAUAGUCGUUGAUGUUUCUUUAAGCAGAGAAUAUGUUAAGCAUAUCUCUUUGAGGUCUCCUUUAUUAUUGAAAAAUGAAAGUAUGAUGGAAGUAGAUAUCAUUUUGUGUGAUUCGGAUGGACAUAGGAAAUCGCCGAUUUACACGAUCCCCCCAAAAGAGGUCUGUAAUCUACCUAUUGAAGCCGCUUACGAGAAUCUUAUUCAUAUACGGCCAAUUUCAGAAUUUGGAUAUGCCUGGUCAUUAGAACCUAUAAAUUGGAGACUUUUAGCCGAGAAGAAGAAAAGUACACUUUCGUGUUCCCAAUUACAUCAGGCUGAUAAAGUUCCCUUUUGUCGAUUCGCAGUGAACGCAGAAUACAAAAACAAGCAGAUCGCUUCGCAUUAUCCAUACAUGCACAUAAACAUAACUGCUUUACUAGAGUUAAGAAAUUUGUUACCCAUUGAUAUUCAGGUCAAAAUCAUCGAUAAGGAAGCAAAUUCAACUUGGAUAUCGAAGGUCGAUGUUGGUAAAUGCUCUUACGUUCAUUCAGUUGACAUGUCUCAUGUUUUGCUUUUGCAAGUCCAAACGCCUAAUUCUGAACUUGUUUCUAAUUCAUUUGCUACCAUUGUUACUAAUAAUCCGGAAGUAUACGAAAGAGAUAAAUACCUUACAGUGACACUUCAGGACGGAAGAAAAGUCAAGCUAGGUUUGAAAUAUGUUGAAGUUUACCCAGGAAUUUUUCAUAUUGAAAUUUUUAGUCCAUACGUUGUGAUUAAUAAAACUAGGACGCCGUUAGCCAUUGGUCCAAAAAGCGAAUAUAAAAAGUUCGCAUUUUCUUCUGUUAAGCUUUCUGAGGGUAGCAAUGACCAGGCAAUUCCGUGUCUUUUUUCAUAUUGGAAAAAUCAUGGUAGCCGUCGGUGCCGUUUACAAAGUAAUAACUCACAGUGGAGUGAGCCAAUUAGCUUUGACGCAAUUGGCAGUGUCUUCGAAGUCGAACUUCCCCAUAAGUACCUUCAUGAUCUUGUUUACAAAGUUGGUGUAUUUAUUGAAACAGGACCUAAUGGGUACUCAAAUACAAAAGUUGUCACUAUAGCAUCAAGGUUCCUGAUAAUUAAUAAAACCCGAUGGAUGCUCUCGAUAGCUGAACCUAAUGAAGAAGGUACAAUGGAGGUUCAACCCAAUCAAGAAGACUUUUUGAAGUAUAUAACAAAAGCGACAUCUCCAAUGAUCCGAGUUUCCUGUAAUGACUUUUUUGAAUGGUCUUCACCAUUUUGUAUUGAGGAAAUUGGCUCCAUAUAUCUUCGUUUACCUACGAUAGAAGGUGAAAGGCUAAUAAGGGCCGAGAUUACUUUAGAUAGGGCGACUAUUUUCAUUUACUUCAUAGAGGAAAACGGAGCAUGGCCAUUUUAUAUAAGGAAUGAGACGAAUCUAAACUUUAAGUUCUCACAGGUUAAUAUCGUUGAUGAAGAGAGUAAAAAACGGAGCCAAGUUAUCGAACAAAAGACACACAAUUUGCCUUCACACAGUGAAAUUAAAUAUUCUUGGGAUUAUCCGUCUUCGCUAUCCAAGGAAAUUGUUUUGCAUAGUGGCUCAAACAAGUGUGUAACGACGUUGGCAGAAAUUGGCUCUUUAACGCCUUUCAAAAUAAAGGAUGGAUCUGGUGUUUCUACUUAUAUUUCAAGAGACAUUAUCGCAAGUGGUAUUUCGAAAAUUUUGAUUCUAAAACCCACUGAUAUGGCUUCAGUAGUUGCGAAACCAAAGCUUUCAAGUAAGGUAGCUUGUGAAGAAACGGACUUCAGCUUAGAACAAGCCGACACUUAUAUAGAUUUAUCCGUUAAGUUUAUAAUGGAAGGAAUUGGUAUAUCUCUUGUUUGUAGAAACACACAAGAACUAGCCUACAUAACCUUUCAUGGUGUUAAUUUCUUUUUUACUGAGUCUAGUACUCUCCGAACCUUCAAACUGGAUAUCCGAUGGAUACAAGCCGAUAAUCAGUUGUAUGGAGGUAUUUAUCCUUUACUUGUGUAUCCUACCAUUCUAUCUCAGGAGGAAGCAAUGAACGAUAACUCUUUGCUCCCGACUUUUCAUUCUAUGGUAGCCUUGAUGAAAAACGAUACCUAUGGUAUCAUGUACGUUAAAUAUGCUACGAUAUUACUGCAAGAACUCUCUAUUGAAAUUGACGAAGACUUUGCAUUUGCUGCGGUUGAAUUUAUGAAAGAUUCAAUGCCUCAAUCGUUUAAGUCGUCAGAAGAUAUAAUGUUUGACACUAGCUUGUGUAUACGUGUACCGAAUGAAUUUAGUUCUGAUAUGAAGGUGUAUUUUGAAAUUCUCAACUUGCAGCCAAGUCAACUUCACUUGUCUUUUGUGAGAACGGAGCGGAUAAACAAUGCAAACACAUCGGUAUCAUCGCAUAACCCCUUUGUCUUCUUUGUAAAUAUUUUGUCUAUGGCGAUUGGAAACAUUAAUGAUGCACCUGUUCGUUUAAAUGCUUUGAUAAUGGAUAAUGCUCAUGUAUCUUUGCGACGUUUGUUUGAGCUUGUCAGGAACCAUUAUGAACAAGAGAUGCUUUUUCAAGUUCACAAAAUUGUUGGCUCUGCUGACUUCUUAGGAAAUCCCGUUGGCUUAUUUACCACGAUUACAUCGGGUUUUGCUGACAUAUUUUACGAACCUUUUCAUGGAUUUAUUAUAAAUGAAGGAUCUUAUGAACUUGGGAUUGGGUUUGCUAAAGGAACUGCAAGUUUUGUUAAGAAAACAAUAUUUGGUUUAACUGACACCGUGACAAAGCUAGCAGGUACAAUUUCAAGAAGUUUAAGUGUAAUUACCAUGGAUCAAAAGUUUCAGACUCGUCGACGAACCGCACGUAUACGGAAUCGGCCGGUUCAUCUUUUAUACGGGGUUACGGCUGGUGCAACUUCAUUUUACACCGGAGUUCGAAGUGGUCUUAGUGGAUUAGCUCUUCAGCCUGUUUUAGGGGCAAGAAGAAAUGGAGUUCCAGGAUUUAUGAAAGGUCUUGGUAAAGGUAUGGUUGGAGUUACUACUAAGCCUCUCGUAGGUCUCUUUGAUUUUGCAUCAAGUAUCACGGAAGGCGCCAGAAAUACAACGACAGUAUUUGACGAACGGAGCAUUGAAAAAAUAAGAAUGUCAAGGCUAGUUCACAAGGACGGAGUUGUUCAUCCGUUUGAUUUGAGAGAAGCUCUGGGCCAGUAUUGGUUGAAACAUCUUGACAAUGGGCGAUACUUCAAUGAAUACUAUAGGGCGCACAUAGUCAUCAAGAGUCAAAAGAUUGUUAUUCUAACUGACCGACGCGUUAUGUUUGUUCGAUCAAAGAGUUUACGAUGUUCAAAAGAGUUUCCUCUUCGAAAACUACAAGAUGUUGAAUUAAGAGAAGACCUUAAAAUAGCGCUGAUCCUGAAAAAGGGUACUUGUUACGAAUUUCGGGUUCCUCAGAGUACUGCCCGAGAAUAUAUAUUUCGGCAAAUACGAGACGAGCUUAGUAGUUUACAGCAUACUAUUGCUUACGAACUCGAACUGUUAUAAGACUUUUUUUAGAGUGAAAAUUGAUAUGAGUCAUCGCUUCCCAAUGGGGCAGCUCACGAUUUCCCGCAAUGGUAUACUUUCAUUACACUUUUCUUAUAACGAUCAAGAUUUAGGGACUACAAAAUUUCUCCUUCGUUUUAACGUUUAUGACUUUAUUUUAUUUAUUUAAUUAUUCUAUUCAAUAUUGGUUCCUAUGUAUUAGCACGUAGACUCCAUUACUUUUGUGCUACAUAUUGCCAGAUUGGAUUACUUGAGUUUCAGAUAUCUUACAUUUUGGUUUUUAUAUAUCCAUAAUAA